CUAUAAAUUUCUUCAAAUUGUUCUUCUCUCUUCUUUGUUGUAAUCCAAAAUCAAACACUAUAAUUUUUUCAAUUAAAACAUAUAUUGGAUUCAUGCCAUUUUUCACAAUGAAAUUAACAAUGUGAGCACAAUAACGCAUGUGAAACAAUUCUUCUCUCUUAAUAAAGUUAGAUGGUAAAAUCUUAUCAAGUAUAAGACCAAUCAUGGCAUCAUUUGUACUACAAUUAUCAACCAUAAAAGUUGACAAUCUCCUAUUUAUGUUCUAAUCAUACAAGGAAUUCACCAAGCAUCUAAGAACCUCCGUAGUAUGGGGCCAAGGCAUGUAUGCAAACCUAAAAUAAUGUAAAUAUAAUAAACAAUUAUGACAUUAACAAUUCAAAUAUAUAAAAGAUACUAAAAGUACAAAUAAAUUAAAUGAUACCUCACAAGUUGAGAUUGUAAGUUCCAAUCAUCAUCAAUAAAGUGAGCUAUAAUUGACAUAUAACUUUUGUUUCGACAAUCAUCACUCCACAUAUCGGUAAUUAUAGCAAUACGGCUUGAAUUUUUUUUUCCAACAAUUUUAUAACUUCUAUCUUCACAAUAUCAUUUUUUUCAAGAAUUUGAACAAAGGUUGAGUCUCAGCCAUAAACUUACGAAAAUCCUCUUGCUUAACAAAUGUUAUAAGAUGCUCGUGCUUAAUAACCCAUCUUGUAAGUCCUGGUCGUGUUGUCUCUCGACUAAAUAUGAAGUUUUCAACCAAAAGUGAAUUCCUUAGUCUUUCCGUUCUUAUAGAACUUAAUGAUUGUUGCACUGUUUUCAAUAUUGAUUGCUUUAGGAUCCCCACAAUUCGAAAAGUUUUGAUCACCUCAUAACACUUUAGUUUUAUGGCCAAAUUGUGCGACUCUUAUUUAUUUCACUAAGAAGAGAUAUAUGUCCAAAUGCAGAAUAAUAAACUAUCAUAGAAGUUCCUAACACCAUGAUAUUUAUAUAGUCUAUUUAUUAGUUAGCUAUCUUAAAUAUUUACAAAGGCUUUGAAUUAUCUAUGAUGAUUUUAUAAAAUUUCACAUAAACAUUUUCAAAAUGUACCAAAGAAUUUUGUUGUGUAUUUAUGUGACAGUGAGCAUCUAACAUUGCUUAAGAUAUGUCAUAUCACGAGACGUUCUCUUAUUGGCCUAUACUCAUUCGUUGGGUUUGGUGCUAAAACCAGAAAUUGUUCUUCUUAAACAAUUGGAUUAUAUUCAAAUAUACAUACCUUAUAGUAACAUAAAAAGAGAAGGCUUUAUUGAGCAGUGAAAAGAUGAAGACUACUGCAGAAGACUCCAAAUUAUUAUUUAGCACCUCUUUGCUUUUAGUGAUCUCAUCUCAGUGUGUGGCAGAAACACCAAGAGCUCAAUGUGGUGGAGGCAUUAUAAUAAAUCCAGGAUUUGAUCACAGCAUAGAUGGACUUAAGAAAGGAAUGCUAUGCAGCUUUACUGAAAUUUGUGACCUUAUUUCCUUACAUUUAAAACGAAUGCAACUGAGCUGAUUUGAGGAGGUCACGCGAUAGCAAAGCAUGGAUCCUGGACUCUGCUAAAAGGUGGCAUAAUUGCCAACCACUUAAGCCCUGCUGAGAUUCUUUUUGAGGUGAAGUGAAAUACUUUCUAGACUUAAUACCUGCAUGUUUCUCAGCUUUAAGAACAUGAAAAAAAUAGUCAAAUGCUCAAUGGUUCUGGUUUUCUCUUAUUUAAAUAUAAAAUAAGUAUGAAUUUAAUAAAUAAAAUAAAAAAAUAUUUAUUAUGAGAAGAAAAUAUAUAAUUUUAUAUAAUUAUUUAAUUAUGACUGGAUUUACCGGUUAGAAAAAAGAAUAAAUUCUUUGGUUUCAAGGUAUGAACUAUGAAGGUGAAGUCAUUGCAUGGAAUGCGGUGAAUGAGAAUCUCCACUUCAGCUUCUGAGGACCAUCUUGGGGUGAUAGAGCCGCCAGCCAAUUAUAUUGCAAAAAUGGCGAAGAUUCGUUCAUUUCCAGGAAAUGAAGGAAUAUCAGCAGCAAAAGGGCUACAAGGCCAUUUCAAUGCUGGCCAGCCAAAUCUUGCUUACAUGAGAGCUGCUCUUGAUGUUUUUGAUACUACUUCAUUUCCAAUAUGGCUCACAGAACAUGCAGAGCUCUUGGAAGAAAUUCUAAGAGAAGGAUACUCUCAUCCUUCUGUUGAAGGGAUCAUCAUAUUUGCCCGUGCGGUAAUAGCUGGUUUCAAGGACAUGGCUCUCACUUAUGAGAAUUUUCAUAAUACUCCGGCCGAUGACGUUGUGGACAAGCUCAUCAAGAAGGAGGCACGAGCUAGCAGCUUCCGCGUCACCAACCUAUCUAUCAGAUUACUUCUAUUCUCACAAUUGACUGAAACUAUAGAGCACAUGAUUAAAUGUAUGAUGAUAACCAGGGCGAAGAGAUCCACCAGAGUUGGCUGAGUGGCAGCUUUCAUGGCAGAUUUUAUUUGAAACAACAAUUGACAACAGUUAUUAUAAGAGAAUUCUGGUGCAUGAAACUACCCCAUUGGAGAGUUGGAAGGCACUUUUGUGUUGUAAUUUAUGGCUAACGUAGAAUUGGAAUACACAAGUGUAUCUAAAAGUGAAGAGGUUGUUGGUGGUUAAAGAUUUCUGUGGAAAAUGAAUAAUU
Molecule: messenger RNA, 2626 nt
Organism: Arachis stenosperma
Lineage: Eukaryota; Viridiplantae; Streptophyta; Magnoliopsida; Fabales; Fabaceae
Product: endo-1,4-beta-xylanase 5-like
Exons: 6
Coding region: 1885-2418 (177 amino acids)
Biological process (GO): carbohydrate metabolic process
Molecular function (GO): hydrolase activity, hydrolyzing O-glycosyl compounds
Source: RefSeq, a predicted model, not a curated record